This is a messenger RNA of Klebsormidium nitens, 735 nucleotides long. The record is from the annotation of a GenBank genome assembly. Lineage: Eukaryota; Viridiplantae; Streptophyta; Klebsormidiophyceae; Klebsormidiales; Klebsormidiaceae.
AUGAGCAACAAUCUUGUAAUUCUUCACCAGCCGUUACUCCUUCAUGGUCGGGAGGCGGAGAGAGGCGUGCAGGAGAGGCUGACUGCAGCCAUCGAGUUGGGAGCGGUGCAGAGGCUCCGAGACCAGACACGGGACCCCGCUCAGCGAGCGCGGCUGGUGAGCGAGACCGGGCCGGGGGCGGCAGCCUGGUUGUCGACCGCCCUGCUGUUUCAGGCACUGACGAUUGAGGAUGAGUGCUUCCGAACGGCUUUGCGGAGGUCCUUUGGGAGGACAGCACUUGUUGCGUUGCGCUCGCGGGACGGUUGCGUGACGGUCGCGGACCCGUUGAGAGACGGGAUGCUUCCGGAGGCCGCGGUUGAGCGCGGGCGGGCAGCACGGGAUGCGGCGCAGGCAAAGACGGUGAAGUACGGCGAUCACCCCGCUGACGACACCUUCAUCCCCCUUGCGGUCCAGACAUACGGGUUUUUGAACUCCUCCUUCGAUGAGUUCCUAGGCACUUGUGCUAGACGUGCAGCAGACCUGGGUGGCCUAGAUUCGGCACCCAUGGCAUCUAGGUUACUGUGCUACUUCCGUCAGCGAGUUUCGGUUAGCCUCCAGCGUAGCCAGGCCCGGGCAGUUCACCAUAGAGCGGCCCGCGCGAUUGAGAGGUCGGUAGGUCUCAGAGCUCAGGUAGUCCAGGACGCCCGAGUUCGCAGUGCAGACUUGCACACUCUGUCUAGGGUAGGAGGAUCCUAG